Molecule: messenger RNA, 2106 nt
Organism: Leopardus geoffroyi (Geoffroy's cat)
Lineage: Eukaryota; Metazoa; Chordata; Mammalia; Carnivora; Felidae
Gene: ADK
Product: adenosine kinase
Exons: 11
Coding region: 371-1408 (345 amino acids)
Biological process (GO): purine ribonucleoside salvage
Cellular component (GO): cytosol; nucleus
Molecular function (GO): adenosine kinase activity
Source: RefSeq, a predicted model, not a curated record
GACUCAAGAUGGCCACCGUUCCCACUAGCCCCUCGGCUAGCCAGUGGGCCAGGCAGCCGGCACGAGACGGCACGGGCGGCUCGCCUUGGCCGGAGGCGCCCCCGGCUCAUCUCCGGCCACCGGCCGUGGGCGGAGUGCCCGCCUCCUCCCGGCGCGGCCAAUCAGCGCGUGGGGCCGUCUCGGCUGGGGCCGCCGGCGUGCGGGGUGUGUGAGGACGCGCUCCCGGUCGCCGAGUGCCUGAGCAGAGGAGCAGUUGCCGUGGUACCUGCUGCUGCUGGUGCUGCCGCUGCCGCCGCUGCCGCUGCUGCCGCCGGUGCGGACACAGAGCUUCGGACGCGAGCGCUGGUGCGUGGGGCAGGAAGGUGAAGCCAUGACGUCCGUCAGUGAAAAUAUUCUCUUUGGGAUGGGAAAUCCUCUUCUUGACAUCACUGCUGUAGUGGAUAAGGAUUUCCUUGAUAAGUAUUCUCUUAAACCAAAUGACCAAAUCUUGGCUGAAGACAAACACAAGGAAUUGUUUGAUGAACUUGUAAAAAAAUUCAAAGUCGAAUAUCAUGCUGGUGGUUCUACCCAGAAUUCUAUUAAAGUGGCACAGUGGAUGAUUCAGCAGCCACACAAAGCAGCAACAUUUUUUGGAUGCAUUGGGAUAGAUAGAUUUGGAGAGAUCUUGAAGAAGAAAGCUGCUGAAGCCCAUGUGGAUGCUCAUUACUAUGAGCAAAAUGAGCAAACAACAGGAACUUGUGCCGUGUGCAUCACUGGUGACAACAGGUCCCUUGUAGCUAAUCUUGCUGCUGCCAAUUGUUAUAAAAAGGAAAAACAUCUUGAUAUGGAGAAAAACUGGACACUGGUACAAAAAGCAAAAGUUUAUUAUAUAGCAGGCUUUUUUCUUACAGUUUCCCCAGAGUCGGUAUUAAAAGUGGCUAACCACGCUUCUGAAAACAACAGAAUUUUUACUUUGAAUCUGUCUGCACCAUUUAUUAGUCAGUUCUACAAGGAAUCAUUGAUGAAAGUUAUGCCUUACGUUGACAUACUUUUUGGAAAUGAGACGGAAGCUGCCACUUUUGCUAGAGAGCAAGGCUUUGAGACUGAAGACAUUAAAGAAAUAGCCAAAAAGACACAAGCUCUGCCAAAGGUGAAUCCGAAGAGGCAGCGAAUCGUGAUUUUCACCCAAGGAAGAGAGGAUACUAUAAUGGCUACAGAAAAUGAAGUCACCGCGUUUGCUGUCUUGGAUCAAAACCAGGAAGAAAUUGUUGAUACCAAUGGAGCUGGAGAUGCAUUUGUUGGAGGUUUUCUGUCUCAGCUGGUCUCUGACAAGCCCCUGACUGAAUGCAUCCGUGCUGGUCACUACGCAGCAAGCGUCAUAAUUAGACGGACUGGCUGCACUUUUCCUGAGAAGCCAGAUUUCCACUGAUAGAAAUGCAGGAAAUCCAAGCCCAGUGGAACAGAUACUGCCCUGAUUGCUUCCUGAGAAUUCCCAUAUUAAUAAAGAAGAAAAUUAUCUGCCAUCUUUUCCUACUAUAAUAAUAAUCAUUCUUAAUUUGGAGGGUACAGUAAUUCUCAGUAGAAUCUUUAUUCUCUCAACAACCUAAAAAAAUAAUGUCUAUUUCCAUAGUUUGAUCGUGCCACUUAAAUGUUGAUUAAACAGGAAUAUAACAUUUCAAUGGAAAUUUUUAUUUCAUUUUCAAUUACUUUGUAAAUUCAUGUGUAUUUAGCAAAUUGAUCAGUUUUUUUACAUUUCUGCUUUGAAUGCAGAUGUGAUUUAAUAUAAUAGAUUUUUAAACAGGACUUAAUUCUAAAACAUCAAUCUUCAGCUUUUUAUACGAGUAUACUUAAUUUAGGAGUAUGUGUAUGUAUAUAUGUAUGUGUGUAUGUGUAUACAUACAUAUAUGUGUACCACAUAUAUAAAUGAUAAGUGGUCAAAUAAGGUACAGAAGAAUUUAUCUUGCCAAGUUAUGCCAAAUAACCUCUUUAGUGCAUACUCAAACAUGUAAUAAACUUUGGAUAAUUAAAUAAUUUGCCAAAUUAUAAGUUAUAGUAUUCAAAUUAUAAUCUUAUAUUUACCUAUGGUACUCUGUAAUUUGAUACAAAUAAAAACUUGUCAUAUAGGAA